Tuber aestivum (summer truffle) is the source of this 1124-nucleotide messenger RNA. NCBI's taxonomy places the organism in Eukaryota, Fungi, Ascomycota, Pezizomycetes, Pezizales, Tuberaceae. The record is from the annotation of a GenBank genome assembly.
CCGAGUUUGCCCACCAUGAUGUCCUCGACAGCAGAUACGGACCCUUUCAUACAAUUUCAAAAGUACUCACUCCCUCCUCCGUGGCCCGGUUUCCCCUUGCGCAUUGCUAAUAACCCCCAGCGAACUCUCCAACCUCCUCGAAUCAGCCCGAACCUCCUUUAGCAGCUAUCUCCGCAUCCGCGCCCUCCAUGCUCCGACGGCCGCCCCCUCCCCAGAACUCCUCUCUUCGCAGGCAGAACUCAUAACACUGCUAGAUGAAAUAAGCACGGACCUCAGUGACCUUCAUGCAACCGUCCGACAGAUGGAGGCAGACCCGUACAAAUUCGGCCUAGACGUCCCCGAAGUCGUCCGCCGACGACGUUUCGUGGAGGAGGUAGAAGGCGAAGUUGGUGAUAUGCGGGAGGAGUUAAAUACCACCCCAUCUCCGUCCUCGCGGCAGAAUGCAGAGACUACGGCGACGGCGACUAUGGAUGACGGGAGGGAUGAGGAGGGUGGCGGGUGGAGUGGCUACGAGAUGCAGUAUCAACAGGAAAUUAUGCAUGACCAGGAUGAGAUGCUAGAGGGGGUUUCGAGGACCGUGGUCGGCCUGAGGGAGCAGGCGAAUGUCAUGAAUAGGGAGUUGGAGGAGCAGACUGAAAUGCUUGGUGCAAUGGAUGGGGACGUGGAUCGGGUGGAGCAUAAGCUUAAGAAGGGAGUCAGAGAUUUGAACACUUUUAUAAGGAAGAACGAAGGUUAGCCCUCCUUUCUCCGAUGGGAUGGAGGAUUAAAGAGCUGAAAUGGUGUAUAGAUACCGCUAGCAGUUGCUGCAUCGCGACUCUCAUCGUGGUUCUGAUAUUCCUGCUGUUCUUGGUUGUUGUCUUAUAAUGAAGUGUUCCCUAGGAUUGCUGGCGCGGCGUAACGGGUUGUUUUCAUGGUGGCGGGCGGGGAGCUUUUUUAUAGUGUUUUCCCAUAUCGGGAAUACAAAUAAUGGCAGUAAGAUGUAUGAAUAGAUUCCUUUUGUUUAGAUUGGGUAGAAAUGUACGAUAGCCCGGGCGGUACCCAAGAAAGAUAAGUGAAGCCAUAUAAGCCCAUACGGAAUGUCAUUUUACCUCGUUAAAAAUACAAGCCACAACCAUUUCAUCGGA